Homalodisca vitripennis (glassy-winged sharpshooter) is the source of this 2304-nucleotide messenger RNA. RefSeq lists its product as uncharacterized. The transcript is spliced from 4 exons. NCBI's taxonomy places the organism in Eukaryota, Metazoa, Arthropoda, Insecta, Hemiptera, Cicadellidae. The record is from RefSeq and is a predicted model, not a curated record. The coding region runs from base 441 to 1073 and encodes 210 amino acids.
AUUAUGGCAAUUUUGAGUUUGAUAAUGUCGCUGUCACUAUGCGCCGUCGUCAAGUUUCUGUUUGAAUUUGCUUCCAUAUUCGGUAUUUCCGCAUUUAUUUUAUGUGUUGUGUUCUAGUUUGUUCAAGACUCAAAAACCUAACUUUCAUUAAAGAUUUAUUAGGAUUUUGAGAUGCCUUGCUGUAUUGAGAGAGGAACAGAUAAAUGCUAGGCUAUGCUAUCAUUGAGUUUCCAGAUGGUAUUUAACUUGUACUGAAACUUUGGGUUUGUGAUGAUGCCUGUGGCCGAACUAUGCGAAUCAACUUUUAAACAUGAACAAAACAAUAGCUGCUUACAGGACACAGGAGCAGUACAUCCCUCAAUUGGUUGCCUUGUCGGAUGACUUGGAACAAAACCUCUUUACCAUAACGGUAGCGUUGCCUGCUAGAUACCUUGCGAGGCAUGGAGCUGUACACCAAGACCAUCGUGGCCAUGAAGACGUUGGUGCACACCGUCAAAAACCGUGAGCUCGUCGAGGCGACCAGUUCUAUAAUGUACGUGAGUCCGGAAUACGCCGUUCAAAAACCACCUCCGCCCGACUACCCGACCUUCGACUCCCACAACUACCUGUUCUGUGGCAAAGCGCAAUUGUUCGGCUACGACUACCAGACGCUGUACCACAACCAACAUCUUCGCGAGAGGUCACUGACUCACGCAUUGAAACCCGGCUGCAAACGGGAUCCGCAGAAAAUGUCCCUGGAACUGGUGUUCCGCAAGGCGCUGAAAGAGAUCGUGGAGGAGCUACAUGAGAUCGAUCCCGAACCGCUGGAGGUGUCACUGGAGAACCCCAUGUUCAUCAGCGGCUGGUAUCUGGAGCUGAGACUACUAAAGAAAUUGAGAGAAUUCUACAGGGUCCAGUGCAACGGCCUCGACCUGAACAAGUACCUCACCCAGUCGUCCGCCGACAAGACGUCUCCUCUCAAGCAGUACGUGGACGGCAGCCGUUGCGAGGAGUACGUGCGGGUGUUGCACGACCGCUACGCGCUGAAUUCGGGGGCCGAUUUGAUCAACGCGAAAGCCGAAUCACGUCCAUGAGAGUGUGGAGUUUAUUGUCAUAUUCUUAUUUCGGUUCAAUGUGACUUCCAUUAGUGAUACGGCAAACAUCCCACCGGUAAUCAAUUUCUCGCCACACCCGUUCUAGGAAAUCUGGCGUAACUUCAGCAACCGCAGCUGUGAUUCUUCUUAGAUCUGCAAGACUGGCUGGUAGAGGUGGAACAUACACUUUAUCUUUAAUGAAACCCCAUAGAAAAAAAUCCAUAGGAGUCAAAUCGGGGGAACGAGGUGGCCAUGCAAUUGGUCCUGAACACCCAAUCCAGCGACCUGGAAAACGACCGUUUAGGAAAUCCCUAACAUCUGUUAGGUAGUGGUGGUGGUAGAGGUGGUGCUCCAUCUUGCUCUUAGUAGAAAGGAGUAUCCUGUUGUUCAUCUUCAUCAAUUUGAGGAAUCAAAAAAUUCUGCAACAUAUCAAGGUAAAUGAUACCAGUGACAGUUUUCACCAUGAAGAAAAAUGGCCCGUACACUUUAAAUUUACUCAUCGCACAAAACACAUUCACUUUUGGACUGUCCCGAACUUGUUCAAGGGAUUCUCUUGGGUUUUCGUUCCCCCAGAUUCUGCAGUUAUGGGUGUUCACUUUACCACUGAUAUGAAAGGUACUCUCAUCACUGAAGAUUAUUGAGUUCAGGAAGGUCUCAUCUUCCCCCAUUCGAUCCAACAUUACAGCACAGAAUUCUCCACGAGGAGCUUUAUCUAAAUCAGUGAUAUGUUGUACCAUCGUAAGUCUGUAUGGUUUUAAGUGCAAACGUCUCCGUAGCACUCGCCAAACUGUCUUUUAUGGAAUUCCAGUCUCCACAGCUGCACGCCGCGUUGAUUUUUUAGGACUACGGGCAAAGGUUUCCCUGACCUGUUCGACAGUAGCAUCACUAACCUGUGGGCGACCUGGCGAUUUCUCAUGACGAACACAACAACCUGUCUCGACAAAAUUCUUGUGCCAGCUGUAAAUAGAAGGCCUGCUUGGAGGGUCUCUUCCGUAUUCUGUGCGAAAUCUACGCUGAACACUUGUAGCAGAGUUUGUUUCAUGAAACAGUAACACACAGCGAGCACGUUCCGCACCAGUGAAAGUAGCCAUUUUAGUACAGACGAAGCUGGAGCUCGCAGUGGCGGUGCUUGGUACUACAGCACUACGGGAGUCAAACUUGAAGUAAUUUCCUACAAAAUGACACAUAUAUCAAGUCUGUAAGUAAAGUCAAUAAAUAAAUAUAUAUAUAU